AGAGGCUUUUAGUAAUAAAAUGAAAUCUUUUUCAUAAGUCUACUUAUCAUUGCACGUAAAGAAAGGCACAAUGUUUUCUUCUGUUUUCUUAACAUUUUCUGCAAUGAUUUAUCUCAGUGAAGUUCCUGUCUCUUUGGCAUCUGAGCCUGCUUGUUCUAAGUUUUCGUAUGAAGAAAAACUCCUUGAGAAAAUGAUACGCACAGAGAUAAAAGUAGAAACAAUGCAGAAAGAAAUUAAGAAAACUGAAGAAUCGGUUUUAAAUACUCUUGUGGACAUUGAGAAAACAGCUGCCAAAACUGAAAUCAAGUUUGAGGAAAUUAGAAAUAACCUAACGGGAGAGGUUGUGACACAACUAGAGGAUUUAUAUAACAAAGAAGAGCAUUUACAAAACAAAUUUGAAGAACUGAAAAACAACUUUACGAGAGAAAUGGAAAACAAAAUGGAAAGUGUGUUGGUCGAGGUUAAAAAAAACAUGGUACAGACGAGUGUCGCAUUUUAUGCACACAAUGUGAAAGAUUUUAAACUUGAUGUCACGAACGAGGUUCUAGUGUUUCAGAAUGUAAUAACAAACGAGGGAUCGGGAUAUGACAGUUCAACAGGAAUCUUUACGGCUUCUGUUGAAGGUGUUUACCAAUUAACUGCCCACGUAUGUGCUGAAUAUACAAAAUAUUCACAUAUUGGACUGGUCUUAGACGGGGCAUUUAUAGCAAAAUCGGCAAACUACAAUGGUGAUACGUCUGCAGGUACUUGUAGUUUCGUAUCAGCAAUCGUUAAACUAAUUGCUGGGAGAAAGGUUUGGGUGGCAUGUACACUAGGACAAGAGAGAAAUCUGUUAACAGCGGAUAAUACUUUUGGUAUGAACACAUUUAGUGGAGUUCGUAUAAAUGUCUACUUAUUAUUGCAUGUAAAGAAAGUCACAAUGCUUUCUUCUGUUUUCUUAACGUUUUCUGCAAUGCUCUAUCUCAGAGAACUUCCUGUCUCUUUGGCAUCUGAGCCUGCUUGUUCUAAGUUUUCGUAUGAAGAAAAACUCCUUGAGAAAAUGAUACGCACAGAGAUAAAAGUAGAAACAAUGCAGAAAGAAAUUAAGAAAACUGAAGAAUCUGUUUUAAAUAGUCUUGUGGACAUUGAGAAAACAGCUGCCAAAACUGAAAUUAAGUUUGAGGAAAUUAGAAAUAAUCUAACGGGAGAAGUUGUGACACAACUAGAGGAUUUAUAUAACAAAGAAGAGCAUUUACAAAACAAAUUUGAAGAACUGAAAAACAACUUUACGAGAGAAAUGGAAAACAAAAUGGAAAUUGUGUUGGUCGAGGUUAAAAAAAACAUGGUACAGACGAGUGUCGCAUUUCAUGCACACAAUGUCAAAGAUUUGAAACUUGAUGUCACGAACGAGGUUCUAGUGUUUCAGAAUGUAAUAACAAACGAGGGAUCGGGAUAUGACAGUUCCACAGGAAUCUUUACGGCUUCUGUUGAAGGUGUUUACCAAUUAACUGCCCACGUAUGUGCUGCAUAUACAAAAUAUUCACAUAUUGGACUGGUCUUAGACGGAACAUUUAUAGCAAGAUCAUCAAACUACAAUGGUGAUACAACUGCAGGUACUUGUAGUUCCGUAUCAGCAAUCGUUAAACUACUCGCCGGGCGAAAGGUUUGGGUGGCUUGUACAUUUGGACGAGAGAGAAAUCUGUUAACAGCGGAUGGUACUUUUGGUAUGAACACAUUUAGUGGAGUUCGUAUAAAUUAAUAAACAAUGAAUACAUAUAUUCAGGGCAGUCUCCAGGGAUUAUUGGGAAAACUACGGUGUCCUUAUCGUGCCAUUUAGAAUGUC
Messenger RNA from Ruditapes philippinarum (Manila clam), 1822 nucleotides. RefSeq lists its product as uncharacterized. Lineage: Eukaryota; Metazoa; Mollusca; Bivalvia; Venerida; Veneridae. The transcript has 6 exons. Bases 71 to 1738 code for a protein of 555 amino acids. Gene Ontology annotation, molecular function: protein binding. The record is from RefSeq and is a predicted model, not a curated record.